This is a messenger RNA of Papaver somniferum (opium poppy), 2533 nucleotides long. RefSeq names its product heat shock protein 83. The transcript has 3 exons. Gene Ontology annotation, molecular function: ATP binding; ATP hydrolysis activity; ATP-dependent protein folding chaperone. Gene Ontology annotation, biological process: cellular response to heat; protein folding; protein stabilization. Gene Ontology annotation, cellular component: perinuclear region of cytoplasm; cytosol; protein-containing complex. Bases 234 to 2357 code for a protein of 707 amino acids. The record is from RefSeq and is a predicted model, not a curated record. NCBI's taxonomy places the organism in Eukaryota, Viridiplantae, Streptophyta, Magnoliopsida, Ranunculales, Papaveraceae.
AACCGCCAAAAAAAGGUAAAACCAGUAGAACCCUCCAGAAACCGCACUCAAGAACAAUCCCGAAACCCCAAUUUCCAUUACAUAUAAAAUUCCGCCCUCAAACUCCGUUCCACAUUGACAUAUAGUGAAGAGAAAGAAUAGUAUUCUCAUCGCAAUCACAAUCGAAAUAACCGCUCUCUGUUCAAUCUAGAUUCAUUAAAACUUUCUCGCGUGUGAAUUUUGGUUAGAUUCUAAUGGCGGAAGUACAGAUGGGAGGAGAAGCUCCAGAAACAUUUGCGUUUCAAGCUGAGAUCAAUCAGUUGUUGAGUUUGAUUAUUAACACUUUUUACAGUAACAAAGAGAUCUUCUUAAGAGAACUGAUCAGUAAUUCAUCUGAUGCGUUGGAUAAAAUUAGAUUUGAAGGAUUAACUGAUAAGAGUAAAUUGGAAGCGCAGCCGGAGUUGUUUAUUAGGAUUGUUCCUGAUAAAGUUAAUAAGACUCUUACGAUCAUUGAUAGUGGUGUUGGAAUGACUAAAGCAGAUUUGGUGAACAAUUUGGGAACAAUUGCAAGGUCUGGUACCAAGGAGUUUAUGGAAGCUUUACAAGCCGGAGCAGAUGUUAGUAUGAUUGGGCAAUUUGGUGUUGGAUUUUACUCUGCUUAUCUUGUGGCUGAGAAGGUUAUUGUGACUACUAAACAUAACGAUGACGAACAAUACAUCUGGGAGUCACAAGCUGGUGGAUCAUUCACUGUUACUAGAGAUGCUGAUGGUGAACAAUUGGGUAGAGGGACUAAAAUCACUCUCUUCCUCAAGGAGGAUCAGUUGGAAUACUUGGAAGAGAGGAAGAUUAAGGAUCUUGUGAAGAAGCAUUCUGAAUUUAUCAGUUACCCAAUUUAUCUUUGGACUGAGAAGACAAUAGAGAAGGAAGUGAGUGAUGAUGAAGAUGAUGAGCCAAAGAAGGAAGAAGAAGGAGCUGUUGAGGAAAUUGAUGAGGAGAAAGACAAGGAUGCUAAGAAAAAGAAGAAGGUAAAGGAAGUUACUCAUGAAUGGGAAUUGAUUAACAAGCAGAAACCAAUUUGGUUGAGGAAACCAGAGGAGAUCACAAAGGAGGAGUAUGCUUCUUUCUACAAGAGUUUGACUAAUGAUUGGGAAGAACAUCUUGCUGUCAAGCAUUUCUCUGUGGAAGGGCAGCUUGAAUUCAAGGCAGUUCUUUUUGUGCCUAAGAGGGCUCCUUUUGAUCUUUUUGACACAAGGAAGAAGAUGAACAACAUCAAGUUGUAUGUCAGGAGGGUGUUCAUUAUGGAUAACUGUGAGGAGUUGAUCCCUGAGUACCUUGGAUUUGUGAAGGGUGUUGUUGAUUCGGAUGAUUUGCCGCUUAACAUCUCUCGUGAAAUGCUUCAACAGAACAAGAUUUUGAAGGUUAUUAGGAAAAAUCUUGUGAAGAAAUGUAUUGAAAUGUUUACUGAAAUCUCUGAGAACAAGGAGGAUUAUGCUAAGUUUUAUGAGGCGUUUUCUAAGAACUUGAAGUUGGGUAUUCAUGAGGAUAGCCAGAACAGAGCUAAGAUUGCCGACUUGCUCCGAUACUACUCCACAAAGAGUGGUGAUGAGAUGACCAGCUUGAAGGAUUAUGUUACCAGGAUGAAGGAGGGGCAAAAGGAUAUCUACUACAUCACUGGUGAAAGUAAGAAAGCUGUUGAGAACUCUCCAUUCUUAGAGAGACUCAAGAAGAGAGGUUAUGAAGUUCUGUUCAUGGUUGAUGCUAUCGAUGAAUACGCAGUGGGGCAAUUGAAGGAAUAUGAUGGGAAGAAGCUUGUUUCUGCAACUAAGGAAGGUUUGAAACUAGAUGAUGAGACAGAAGAGGAGAAGAAGCUGAGAGAGGAAAAGACGAAGUCUUUUGAAAGCCUUUGUAAAACCAUCAAGGACAUUUUGGGUGACAAAGUUGAGAAAGUUGUGGUUUCUGACAGAAUUGUGGAUUCUCCUUGCUGCUUGGUGACUGGAGAAUAUGGGUGGACUGCGAACAUGGAGAGGAUUAUGAAAGCUCAAGCAUUAAGGGACAGCAGCAUGAGUUCUUACAUGUCCAGCAAGAAGACUAUGGAGAUAAAUCCUGACAAUGGAAUUAUGGAGGAGUUAAGGAAGAGAGCCGAGGCUGAUAAGAACGACAAAUCCGUUAAAGACUUGGUGAUGCUGUUGUUUGAGACUGCUUUGCUGACUUCUGGUUUCAGCCUGGAGGAGCCAAACACCUUUGCAGCGAGGAUCCACAGAAUGUUGAAGUUAGGCCUGAGCAUCGAGGAAGAGGAAGAAGCUGCUGGUGAUGAUGCUGAAAUGCCUGCGCUGGAGGAAGAUGCAGCUGAAGAGAGCAAGAUGGAGGAAGUUGAUUAAAGAAUCAGCGGGUCAUGCUAGGAGUCUUUCUAUCUGUUAAAAAAGUUAGGUCUUUUCUGUUCUUUUGGGAGUUUUUGAGUCCCUCCGUCAGUCAUGGAGUACAGUUGUUGAUAUUUGGGUGGUUGUGCUGUCUUUUGGGUUACGGCUAUAGCAAUACAACGGUCUUUUCAUGCUCA